This is a messenger RNA of Tachysurus fulvidraco (yellow catfish), 2420 nucleotides long. It is a transcript of the gene nrbf2b, whose product is annotated as nuclear receptor binding factor 2b. The transcript is spliced from 4 exons. NCBI's taxonomy places the organism in Eukaryota, Metazoa, Chordata, Actinopteri, Siluriformes, Bagridae. The record is from RefSeq and is a predicted model, not a curated record. The coding region runs from base 167 to 937 and encodes 256 amino acids. Gene Ontology annotation, biological process: autophagy.
GAAGUGACGUCAGGAAGGUCGGCGACGUCACGCGUUUCCCCUGUUUUGUUGUUUGCUGCCCGGAUUUUUGGGUCAACAGUCUGGGGUUUAAGCCGAAAAGUCACCAUGCGAUCGAAUCCCAACCGCCUUUAUACACUAUAACUGUGUCUGAUGUGGACAAUAAAGCAUGGAGGUGGUGGACAGUCCUGUAAAUCUCGCCCAUCAGCAGUGCAGGAAGGCAGACCGCUUGCUUGCUGCUGGGAAAUAUGAAGAGGCAAUCUCUUGUCACAGAAGAGCUGCAGACCUGCUGAAGGAGGCCAUGAAGCUCACCGAGUGUGAACAGGCUCGCCUGUCUUUAGAGUUGCAGAGAGACAGCCACGUAAAGCAGCAGAGGUUAAUCGAGGAGCGGUGGAAGCGAGCAAGACGAGAAAACAAGCCUUGCGUCCUUCAGGUGCUCCCUCCCUCAUCCUCAGUGUCAGUGCCUCACGCUCAGCUGAGCUCCUCCUGCCCCGAACGUGAGUACGACACCUGGCUGUACCUCCUGAGAAACAGAGGUUCCCCCGGCACCGUGGCCGAGCCGACCCCAGGCACCAAGGCCCGCAAAGAUGACAAGACACGCCUGGAGGAGCAGCGCACCACCAUAGAGGACCUGCGGCAGCUGCUGGAGCGACUGUUAGCAGAGAACGAGCGCCUGACUCGAGAAAACAAGCGGCUACACCAGGAGAACGUACGCCUGCGCAGGGAGAGUGAUGCAGAUGCCCAUCUAGUAGAGAGCUCGGAGUUGUGGUUACUGCCUUCAGCACCUGACCAGCACAAACCUGCAGGAAUCACCAUCCCACACCUGCCCCCACUCGAGAUGCCCCCUCACGAGAUUCCGCUGGAGGAGCUGCCCGCACUCGAGCUGCCUGAAGACAUCCAGCAUGAGCUGCAGGAGCUGCUGGAUGGAGAGAAACUGUGAGCAGAUAUGCGCUCACCAAAGGGAAAAAUCGAUGGGCUCUGCAUCAGCGUGGUCGCGCCACUCAGGUUUCUGUCUGUGGUCUUGGUGGCAUGAAUGGCUUGUUUUUAUGCAUCAGAUGCAGUUUUUUUAAUUUCUCCGUCUCUAAUGAUCCUAGGUACUGCAGCUUUUUGAUACAAAAAAGGAUUUUUGCAGGUCUUGUGCCUUUUUUGAGUAUUUCCAGUGUGAAAUGUGUAAAAUAUCUCAUAGUGGAAGCCAUGAUCGUCUGAGAAGCUUGGAGAGCGCAUGACUGAGAUGUUUUGGGAAAAUAUCAAAGCCCGCUCUUUAUCAGGAGGAGACCCUGGAGUCUCCGAGAACCCACUAUAUCCCAGACACAGACAGCAAGCACUGUGAACUGUGUGUGUGUGUGUGUGUGUGUGUGUGUGUGUGUGUGUGUGUGUGUGUGUGUGUGUGUGUGUGUGUGUGUGUGAGAGAGAGAGAGAGAGAGAGAGAGAGAUUAUGCAUGUGUUUCUGUAGCUUCUUGAUUUUUGAUUUUUCUGUAUCUUCUUGUUAGACAUGCUGUCAUGAAGGCAUGUGGAAAAGCAUGAACAGAGAUUCACUGCCUCGGAUCGUGUCUCGUCCUUUCCACCUUCUCCUGACUCGAUGCUGUUAGAGACACAGAGCUAACCGGCUUACACCAUAACCCAUGUGAGGAGAUCAGAAACCUGUGUGUCCUGUCUUGUUAUGAACAGUUCCUGUGACCCUGAGAAAGACCAGCCACAAACUCAGCAAUAACACAUGCUACACUUUUCAGUCUGUUGUUGUUUAUUCUUUUGUUUCUGGUGUUUGCACAGGAACCUCAGAUCUAAAUGCACGUCUCAGUGAAAGAAUCUCAAACCUUUCUCCAUCAUCGUCAGUUUAAUGUUUGUUUAAUGAAUUUUAGGUAUUUUUGUGUUUGCUUUUGUUUCUCAGAUGUUGUAAUAUUUUCAGGUAAAUGUGUGAUUUUUAAUUUGAAUAUGCAGAAAUACUUUGACUAUCCAUACAAUCAUGCAGGACAUAAAUCGGCUUUAAGCUUUACGUCAGACGCUAAUCCGGAGCAAAUCCACUCGUGCCACAUGUGAAAGGAAAAAAAUCUGAAUGCUUUUUAAUGGGAUUUAGAGACGUUGUGUUUGUCUCAUGAAGAGGGAACCAAAUCAUUGUUUUAAUUUAACUUUUAAAUGUAAUUAUUGUUUUUGCAGAUGUAGUCCGAGUGCAUCUUUCACCUGUGUGUGUGUGUGUGUGUGUGUGUGUGUGUGUGUGUGUGUGUGUGUGUGUGUGUGUGUGUGUGUGUGUGUGUGCCAUAUGAUGAAAGUGUUUUGUUCCUGCAUGAAUGCCUGUUGUUGCUCUAAACUGUAAGAUCGUUCAUAUAUUAUUAUAAAGAAGGAUUUAUGUUACAGUUGGCUUGUUUAAUCAGAAUUUUGUGUUUUGUAUAAUGACAUUCAAGAGUGAAUAAACUAAAUAAUGUAGA